Molecule: messenger RNA, 1640 nt
Organism: Ficedula albicollis (Collared flycatcher)
Lineage: Eukaryota; Metazoa; Chordata; Aves; Passeriformes; Muscicapidae
Gene: TECRL
Product: trans-2,3-enoyl-CoA reductase-like
Exons: 12
Coding region: 36-1130 (364 amino acids)
Biological process (GO): very long-chain fatty acid biosynthetic process
Molecular function (GO): oxidoreductase activity, acting on the CH-CH group of donors
Source: RefSeq, a predicted model, not a curated record
UGCUGAUAUGAGGAUCGCUGCUGCUGGCUCACACCAUGCUCAAGAGGCAGAAUCCCAGCGCUCCAGAGCGCAGCAGGGAUCUCGCAGCCCAUGGAGGAGCUCUGCCCAUGUCUCACAAUGACUCACGCUCCUUUUUCAACCUGUCUCAGCUGGUGCUCUCUGCUGGCCAAAUCAAACAAUCACCAGCGCUCAAACAUUCAAAAAUCACCUACUUUGAAGUAGAGAUUGUUGAUGUGCAAAGCAAGAAGCAGAUCUGCAUUGUGGACAAGGUACCUCCAGCAUCUACUAUUCUUGAUGUGAAACACAAAUUUCACAAAACAUGUCCCCAGUGGUACCCAUCCCGUGUUGGGCUGCAGCUGGAGCGCAAUGGGCCCUUUUUGAAGGAUUCCAUCAGCAUCCAAAGCCUUGCCGUCUCCUCCAUCGUUACACUGUAUUUUACAGACCUGGGUCAGCAGGUUGGUUGGACCACAUUUUUUCUAACAGAAUACACCGGGCCUCUUCUCAUAUAUUUGCUCUUUUACGUUCGCCUCUCGACGAUUUAUGAUCAAGUGGAAAGCAGGAAGAACUUCCGUCACCCAGUGGUUCACUUGGCCUGCUUCUGUCACUGUUUACACUACAUCAGACAUCUUCUGGAGACAUUAUUUGUUCACAAGUUUUCGGAAGGGCACACUCCUCUGAAAAAUAUGAUAAAGGGCUGUGUCUUUUACUGGGGAUUCACAUCCUGGAUUGCAUACUACAUCAACCACCCACGGUACACGCCUCCAUCAUUUGGCCACAAACAAGUUUCUUAUGCUGCUCUUGCUUUUCUGAUGUGUGAAGCUGGAAAUCACUUUAUCAACGUAGCUUUAGCUCACCAAACCAAUUCAGAAGGAAAUAGAACCUGUUUUCCAAGUCCAACCUACAACCCCUUCACGUGGCUCUUCCUGCUGGUAUCCUGUCCCAACUAUACAUAUGAGGCUGGGUCUUGGAUUAGUUUCACAGUGAUGACACAAACUCUGCCAGUUGGCAUUUUUGCUUUCCUGAUGGUCAUCCAGAUGUCUCUGUGGGCCCAGAAGAAACACAAGCUGUAUCUGAAGAGAUUUUAUCCAGAAGUGAGGAGAAAAGCAGCUAUGAUUCCCAUCAUCUUCUGAGACUGUCACCAGAGUUGGAGCCUAAGCACACUUCAAGAGUCAGCUCAGAGUAAAUGAGCCAUUUCAUUCAGGAACUAAGUGGAUCAGAGGAAAAACUACUGGACAUAUUUUUCAGGAAAUUAACAGUUCAAGAAUUAACAUCUUCAAGAUGAAGAGUUUUUAAUUAAAUGCAAAAAUUUAACUCUUGAAUUCUUGGUUCUUGCUAAAAGAUAGGAUUUAAUUAGAUUUUCUGUAAUGGAGCUAAUUGAAAAAGGACAAAAAAUGCUUAUAUUGAAUGCUAGAUAUUUAGCUGGUGUAAAUGGGCACAGAUGCUGCUAAAAUUAAUGAACACAAUUUCUCUGAACACAUUCAGGUAUGGUAAUUUUAAGGCUCCAUGUUAGAUAUUGAGGAGAGUCUUGGAUUUUUGCAUCAGAAGAUGUUUCACGGCCUUAUUUUUAUUUAACUGCACAGAAAAAGCACAUUCUGCCCCAGCUCCUCUAAAGUGUCACAUCAAAGGAUGACCACUAUGCU